This is a messenger RNA of Ruditapes philippinarum (Manila clam), 1305 nucleotides long. RefSeq lists its product as uncharacterized. The coding region runs from base 108 to 1232 and encodes 374 amino acids. The record is from RefSeq and is a predicted model, not a curated record. Lineage: Eukaryota; Metazoa; Mollusca; Bivalvia; Venerida; Veneridae. The transcript has 6 exons.
UGUGUUUUAUGUAUGUCGUAUUGGAAACAAUUUUAUGUGAAGCAUUUUGAAAUGGUUAACUAGUUGUUUAAAAAACAGUUAUAUUAUUUGUUGAAACAAGGAUACAAAUGAUGAUUUUAUUCUUCUUCUUCUUUAUCAUAUGUGUUAUACAUGAUUCAAACAGUCAAUCAAUGCUUUGUGGCAAUGAAUAUAAACCAGCUGUAGAAAUAUGCACAAUCAACACCUUGACGGGACACAAACUUGCCUACAUAACAACAACAGGAGUUCCAAUAUUUCAACAGACACUUUGUGAGUGUUCGAUAACUUCAAACACUUCAGACGUCGAUAUUUCAUUCUCUUUUGUUGAUGGUAUGGUUCCUCAAAGCUUAAACUUUAGAGUCAACGACAAUGAAAUAAAGUCAGGACAGAAACAUACAUUCACACCAGAGGAUGGAAUUCUAACGCUUUCUGUCCUCACAAAUGAUAAUUACACAUAUGAAGGAGCUUGCUUGAUGAUUUCGUCAGAUACUACUUUCAACGUUGCAUGCGAUCGUACAAAUUCAAGUGUUAAAACGGACGAAAAUAUCCGGAAUACAACUGGAAAAGAGGAAGAUAAUAUUAUUAUACCAGUUGUUGCUGCAUCUAUUUCUGCUUUCGUCUGCUUGGCAGUUGUAAUUCUUAUCGUAAUAAUAUGUAGAAGAAGAUCUACUAAAAGAAAUAAACAGCCAAAAAUAGCAAACCAAGGUGUCACAAAGAAAACUAAUGACGAUGGAGAUGACGAUUAUUACAUGACAGAAAAUCCAAUGUACCAAACAGCAGAUACCAAAACGAAUAUAGAUGAUUCAAAUAAUGAGUAUCAUUAUGCAGAAUCUGCUAAACAUAACAAGCAUAUAAAUACUGGCGAUUUAAAACGCUAUUCUGAUUCAAAAGUGGUCAUCGACAAAGGAAACCACCACGAUUAUACAACCUGCUCGUCAUCUGCCCAGAAAAGAAAUCCGGCUGUAAAAGCCAAAACAGUGGUCGAUACUCAAAAAAAUGAUAAUUCAGCAGUCAAUGAAAACACGUAUGAUACAACUAAUGCAGCUUCUGUUCAACCAUUCCAAGGAUUUAAUGAAUAUCAUCAGUUAGGUAACGCAGGACCAAUGAAAUUAGCGGUUGUUGAUGUAUACAAUACAAUUGGUAAUGCAAGCAAGUUUCCUGGUCAAGAAGACGAGGAAGGCGUUUCCCAUUAUCAUGUUACGAAUACACGAUAACGGUGACCUGUUUUGUUACAGUCUGACAUAUUUGUUUUUAAUUUAUUUGUAUAUUUAGUAAAGUUUAUUAAGA